ACCCUGGCUCUGUCAUUCCUCCCUUCUCAUUCAUUGCCACCCAAGAAGCCCUUACUUACACAUCAUGGCCCCCAAGAAGCCAGACCCCAAAAAGGAUGCCCCCAAAGCCGCUGCCGCCGCACCGCCGCCUCCUGCUCCAGAGCCCCCAAAGGAAGUUGCAUUUGACCCAAAAAGUGUCUCAAUUGAAUUCAGUGCUGAUCAGAUUGAAGAAUUCAAAGAGGCCUUCCAGCUGUUUGACCGUACCCCAGGUGGGGAGAUGAAGAUCACUUAUGGGCAGUGUGGUGAUGUUUUGAGGGCUUUGGGACAGAAUCCCACCAAUGCAGAAGUACUGAAGGUCCUAGGAAGACCGAAACCAGAAGAAUUAAACACCAAACUCAUUGACUUCGAGACCUUCCUUCCGAUGCUUCAGCAUAUCUCCAAAAAUAAGGACCAGGGUUCAUUUGAGGACUUUGUAGAAGGACUGCGUGUUUUUGACAAGGAGAGCAAUGGCACUGUGAUGGGAGCUGAAUUACGCCACGUCUUGGCCACCUUAGGUGAGAAGCUGCAAGAAAGUGAAGUGGAACAAUUGCUGUCAGGACAAGAAGAUACCAAUGGAUGUAUUAACUAUGAAGCUUUUAUCAAGCACAUUAUGGCUGGCUGAAAAUAAUGUGAUCUCCAUGAACUAGUCAUCCAUCCCCAACCACCCUAUUCAAUUUGAUUAUGAAGAACCUGACAACUCGCCAUGGUCCAAAAGCCACAUUUGAAAUGUGAAUGUCCUGGAGUCCUCAUAGAGGCUGUUGCCCUGUAUUGAAAUACAACAUGCAAUUUUAAAUUAUAUGUGAUUUUUUUUCUCCUGGUGAAUUCCACCAAAUAAAUUUCACAAAAAAACCCACAGAA
Bufo gargarizans (Asiatic toad) is the source of this 876-nucleotide messenger RNA. RefSeq names its product myosin light chain 4 (gene MYL4). The record is from RefSeq and is a predicted model, not a curated record. NCBI's taxonomy places the organism in Eukaryota, Metazoa, Chordata, Amphibia, Anura, Bufonidae. Gene Ontology annotation, cellular component: myosin II complex. The transcript has 7 exons. Gene Ontology annotation, molecular function: calcium ion binding. Bases 65 to 640 code for a protein of 191 amino acids.